AUGUCUAAGUAUACCAGUAAUGCAAUCAGUGAUGAGAAUUCUGAGAAUGAACAUAGGUCUGUUCAAUUAAUGGCACAGUUAGUACAAACUGAAAAAUGUCGGCGCAUUAUUCGCAUGAGCCCUCAAGCAUUUCUGAAGCUCUGUGAGAAGUUAAGAUCAUCUGUUGGAAUGAAGGAUUCUUCUACAAGGGUUACAGUUGAGGGGCUAGUUGCUGAAUUUUUAUACGUUGUAGGACAGGAUGCAAAAAGUCGAACCACACCUUUCCUUUUUCAUCAAUCGGGUGAGAAAUUUAAUCGCCACUUUCACUAUGUUUUACAAGCCAUCAUAUCAUUACACUGGGAGUUUCUUCUCCAACCUUCUGGUGCCGAUGUACCCUCACAAAUUCUUAACGACAACAAAUUCUAUCCUUAUUUUAAGGACUGCAUUGGAGUUAUAGGUAUAGCACAUAGUAGAGUGAAGGUACCAGUUGAAGAUGUUGGUCGAUAUUGCGGAGCACGACGCUACCCCACACAAAUUAUUUUUGCAACUUGUGAUUUUGAUAUGAAAUUCACAUACGUUAUAGUUGGGCCGGAAGGAUCAGCAUCUUACCCUAGAGUUUUAGAUGGUGCUUUUACUCGGAAAGAUCCGUUAAAAGUUCCUGAAGGAAAGUAUUUUCUCGCACGUGCAGGGUUGACGACAAAACCUGGGGUGCUGACACCAUAUAGAGGUGUCUGUUAUUGCUUGAAGCAGUAUUCAACUCAGGGACCUCAAAAUUAUCAAGAACUAUUCAAAUUUCGUCAUGCUUUACUUCAAAAUGUGAUUGAUGGAGCUUUUGGAGUUCUCAAGAAAAGAUUUCCGAUUACAACUGGUGACAAUGAAUCAUAUUUUUCAAUUCGAACCAUGACACGUAUAAUCAGUGCUUGUUGUAUCUUGCACAACUUCCUUAUGGGCAUUGACAUUGAUGAACAAAUAAUUGCUGAAGUAGAUCGUGAAUUGCUACAUGACAAAAGUCGAUACAUAUCAAAGAAACGGAAACUUGAAGUGGACUCUGAAGAAAAACCGAGUUCAAGUAAGAAAAUUGCUUUGGAAAUGUGGAAUGCUUAUGAAGUAUAUGUAUAUCUCAUGUUUCUGGCUGUUGGUUUUACAUAUUUUGUUUGUGUCAGCAUUUUGAACACGGAUUUCAUGUGUAUAAAGUGA
Medicago truncatula (barrel medic) is the source of this 1176-nucleotide messenger RNA. RefSeq lists its product as uncharacterized. The transcript has 3 exons. The record is from RefSeq and is a predicted model, not a curated record. Lineage: Eukaryota; Viridiplantae; Streptophyta; Magnoliopsida; Fabales; Fabaceae. The coding region runs from base 1 to 1176 and encodes 391 amino acids.